UUAUAGCUGUGGCCUUUUUCUCCACAUAGUGAAAGAUCCAUUGUAUGCAUAAUUGAAUAUAUUAGCCCUUCAUCAAACCAAGCCACUCACCAUCGGGUUUUUGUUGACCUUCCCAUACAUAACCUUGGCACUAUCAUCAUGGAGAUCAAUGGAGAGGGUGCAUCCCCACACAGCAUAAAUUCUAUCAAGUUCAAGGUACCUGAGAAACAGCCUUAUAGAACUUGGUACCACUUUCAACCCCCACAAAAUUGGAUGAACGAUCCAAAUGCACCUAUGUACUACAAAGGAGUUUACCACUUUUUCUACCAACAUAACCCCUAUGCACCAACCUUUGGCGAGAAAAUGGUGUGGGCUCACUCUGUGUCCUAUGAUCUCAUCAAUUGGAUUCAUCUGAAUCAUGCCAUUGAACCAAGUGAUUCCUAUGACAUCAACAGCUGCUGGUCAGGCUCAGCCACAAUACUCCCAGGUGAAGAAGAACAACCUGUUAUUUUGUACACAGGAAUUGAUAACAAUAAAUAUCAAGUUCAGAACAUGGCUAUGCCAAAGGAUCUAUCAGACCCUUUCUUAAGGGAAUGGGUGAAACACCCUCAGAACCCUGCCAUGACACCACCAAGUGGUGUUGAAGUGAAUAACUUCAGAGACCCUUCAACUGCUUGGCAGGGAAAGGAUGGAAAAUGGAGGGUAGUCAUUGGUGCUCAAAAUGGGGAUGAAGGGAAGACAAUUCUCUACCAAAGUGAGGAUUUUGUUAAUUGGAGAGUGGAAUUGAACCCUUUUUUUGCAACAGAUAACACUGGAGUUUGUGAGUGUCCAGAUUUUUUUCCUGUGUCCAUCAAUAGCACAAAUGGGGUGGAUGCAUCUGUCCAAAGUCAAAGUGUUAGACAUGUCUUGAAGAUAAGCUAUCUACGUAGACAUCAGGACUAUUAUUUUCUUGGUAAAUAUGUCUAUGAUGAGGGGAACUUUGUUCCUGAUGUUAAAUUCACUGGAACUAGUUCGGACUUAAGGCUUGACUAUGGUAAGUUUUAUGCUUCAAAGUCAUUUUUUGACCAUGCUAAGAACAGGAGGAUAUUGUGGGGGUGGGUGAACGAGUGUGACACUAGACAAAAUGACAUUGAGAAAGGAUGGGCUGGUCUACAGUGUAUUCCAAGGCAAGUUUGGCUUGAUGAAAGUGGGAAGCAGUUGAUGCAGUGGCCAAUUGAAGAAAUAGAAAAACUACGCGACAAACAAAUUAGCAUAUUGGGGGAGAAACUGGUUGGUGGAUCAAUUAUUGAAGUCUCAGGUAUCACUGCAUCACAGGCCGAUGUAGAAGUGUUGUUUGAGCUACCCGAACUAGAGAAUGUGGAGUGGCUAGAUGAAAGUGAAGUUGAUCCCCACUUGCUGUGUAGUGAAGAGUAUGCAACAAGAAGUGGCACAAUAGGGCCAUUUGGUUUGUUAGCUUUAGCUUCUGAGGACCAAACAGAACACACUGCAGUGUUCUUCAGAAUAUAUAGAGCUUCCAAUAGAUAUAUAUGCUUCAUGUGCAGUGACCAAAGCAGGUCUUCAUUGCGGCAGGACCUUGAUAAAACCACAUAUGGAACAAUCUUUGACAUUGACCCUAAUGUCAAAACGAUUUCACUUAGAAGUUUGAUUGACCGCUCAAUUAUUGAGAGUUUUGGGGAGAAAGGGAGAAUUUGUAUUACCAGUAGAGUUUAUCCCUCGAUGUCUAUAGACAAAAAUGCACAUCUUUAUGUGUUCAACAAUGGAAGCCAGAGUGUGGUGAUCUCUGAACUGAAUGCUUGGAGCAUGAAGCAAGCAGAAUUUGGCCAAGAAGAAAGCAUAAAUAAGCAGUAGCUAAGUUGGAUUAUCCUGUAACAUUUUAUCUUAGAUACUUUAAUAUUGUAUGUGAUAUUCUCUGUGAUUGUUUCAUAUGGAGAAUAAUUUGAGCAACUUGAACUUUUACAACUUAAUUUUCACAUCUACUUUAUACUAA
This is a messenger RNA of Glycine soja, 1966 nucleotides long. RefSeq names its product fructan 6-exohydrolase-like. Gene Ontology annotation, biological process: carbohydrate metabolic process. Gene Ontology annotation, molecular function: hydrolase activity, hydrolyzing O-glycosyl compounds. The record is from RefSeq and is a predicted model, not a curated record. The transcript has 7 exons. The coding region runs from base 139 to 1827 and encodes 562 amino acids. Lineage: Eukaryota; Viridiplantae; Streptophyta; Magnoliopsida; Fabales; Fabaceae.